AGACAUUUUGUUUUCUUUUAUUCUUUUAAGUCUUUGCACGUUGCAUGUGUCAAGACGCAGUUGAACAUUUUCUUUCAUGUAAAAAAUUACUUCUUCCAUAUUGAAAAGAAAGGUAAAGCCAGUUAAAAAAAAAAUGAGUUAUGAACAGCAACCAAUGCCACCGCAUGCGCAACAGCAAAUGGGAUUAAAUCCCGGGUAUAAUAUGUAUCAACCGAUGCCGGCAAAUAUGCAUCCACAUCCACCGUAUCCACAAUUCAUCCAACCGCUGGCCAUGCCGAUCCCACCCAAUAUGGCCAUAGUCAUGGCCCCACAACCUGUACUGAUGCCACAUGUGAUGGUGCCACUGCCACUGCAACCACCAGCAAUGCAAAACAUGCCCCACUAUUCGUUCCCAUACAACAACGGCAAUCAUGUUCAUCACAAUAAUAAUGCCCCAAGCGCUGCUCAGAUGAACUUGCGACUUCAGAACGAGGCAACCACGUCGCCGCCUGAGCAGUCAAUGCCAAAGAUGAAGCCGGAACCGAAAAAGCCAGAGCCGAUGCCGAUGCCGACGCCAAAGGCAAAGCGAAACUUGGUCUUGGAGCUAACUGCGAAUUGUGUGGUACCGAAAAAUAAGUCCGUCGAGGGUUUGCUUUAUGAUCCCGAAUUCCUGGACGCUGCACAAUUGGAGGCCAACAAUUACCUGAUGGCAGACAACUGGUAUGAUGAUUAUGAUCAUAUGCGAGACACCACUCCACCGAUCGAGGGCGUGUGCUUCCACAAUCCGUUCUAUAGCACUGAACCCAAGAUACCGAAGAAGCCGAGGCACCAUCGCCAACAUCAUCCGAGCCCGGUGCCGUACACCAAGCCAUCGCCAUCGGGAGCACUGGCCCAAGGAUUGCCGCAGUUCCCUUCGCCCUCGGGAUUGCCGCAGUUCCCUUCGCCCUCGGGAUUGCCGCAGUUCCCUUCGCCCUCGGGAUUGCCGCAGUUCCCUUCGCCCUCGGGAUUGCCGCACUUCCCUUCGCCAUCGCUAUCGCCAUCGCCAUCGCACUGGCAGCUGCCAUCGCUGCAUCGUUUGAUCAAUGCCAACGAUGUCAAUGGUCAUGGUCCCUCCAUGACUCCCUGGACCGAGUCAGAGGAGCAAUGGCACAUCAAUGGAUUGGAAGAAGAGCGCCAGCAGCAGCAGCAAGAAGCGAAGAAUCAGAAUCAACUAGAUGAACUGGAGCUGGAUGCGACAACAGCUGCAUUUGAGGCAAUGCAGUUUCCAGGCAACAAUGCUGCUGCGGCACGUUCACGUCGCCAGAGACGCAAUCGCUGCCGCGGCCUAACCCAAUCCUUUGGCAUUGUGGCGCCCGUUUUACCCAACAACUCGGGCAAUCGCAGCAACAACAAUAACCAGGCUGUCAACGAUGUGAUGUCCUUGUUCGAUGGCAAGCCAGUCGAAGAGAAGAUGCCACCAGCUGCUGAGGUCAAUCCGAACAAUGGACUGCCGGAGCAGGAGCAAGGCGAGUGGCCGCUGCUCUUCAUCCCGAAUCGUUCAGAAGGGAAUGUGAAGUCAACUUCAACUCCAGCGCCAGCCAAAGCUUCUAUAUAAAACUAUAAAGCUUCAAAAUGAAACAAAACCCAAACUCAGGCCUAUAAAUCAUACUUCGAAAGGAAGAAACCCAGAACACGAAAAUCAAAACAUAAAAAAGACCAAACAAUACAAUACUAUAUA
This is a messenger RNA of Drosophila sulfurigaster albostrigata, 1696 nucleotides long. RefSeq lists its product as uncharacterized. Lineage: Eukaryota; Metazoa; Arthropoda; Insecta; Diptera; Drosophilidae. The coding region runs from base 134 to 1573 and encodes 479 amino acids. The record is from RefSeq and is a predicted model, not a curated record. The transcript is spliced from 3 exons.